UUUUUCCAACCCCUUUCCAUCAUUUCCUCCUUCCUCUCCUCUUUGCUGCAAUCACAUAAAUAUAAGAUCACCCACCAAGUCUAUAGGCUAUACAAGUAUUAUAUGUCCCCCAAACACGGUGCACUGAUUUUUGUCAAUUUGCUAUGCUUUCAUCCAUCAUGGCCCAAGAAACCUGUUCUUCUUCUUCAUCCCCAUCCUCAUCCUCAUCCAACCAAACAUGGAGUUACGAUGUCUUUGUUAGUUUCCGUGGCAAAGAUACCCGCUACAAGUUUACCGAUCACCUCUUUGCUGCGUUGGACCGGAGCGGGAUUCACAGCUUUGACGAUAACAGAAAGCUUGAGAGAGGGAAAGAUAUCUGGACCGAGCUUGAGAAGGCAAUUCAGAAGUCCAGGAUUGCCGUUAUAGUGUUCUCAGAAAACUACGCUGAUUCGGAAUGGUGUCUCAGAGAGCUGGCGAAGAUAAUGGAAUGCAAACAAAACUUGCAACAAAUUGUGCUGCCCGUUUUCUACGAGGUUAGUCCUUCCCACAUUCAAAGUCAAAAGGGGAGUUUGGAAAAAGCGUUUGUCAGUCAUGAGGGGUGUUUUGAGGUAGACGAGGUGAAGAGGUGGAGAGAUGCUUUGACUGAGGCUGCAAACUUGUCCGGGUGGGACUCGAAAGAUGAUGAAAAUCGUUUUGAGUCAAAAUUUAUACGGAAAAUUAUUGAAGACAUUUCCGGCAAACUAAAUGAGUUCGCACACCUUACGGUUGCAUCCCACCCAGUUGGAAUUGAGUCUCGAAUGCAGGAACUCAAUAAGUUAUUAAACAAACAUUCCAGUGAUGUUUGUAUGGUUGGGAUUUGGAGGAUUGGCGGCAUUGGUAAAACAACAACUGCCAAAGCUAUCUAUAACCAACUACAAAGAAGGUUCGAAUCAAGUUACUUUCUUGAAAAUGUAGGAGAAAUUGCUAAGCAAUCACAAGGUUUGAUUUAUUUACAGAACCAGAUUCUCUCCAGCGUCCAUGUAAAUGACAAUAGUAAAGUGGAAGUUGUUGAUAAAGGAACUACCGUAAUAAAAAAUAGAGCAUGGUGUAAAAGGGUUCUUGUUGUUCUUGAUGAUGUGGAUCACUAGGACCAAUGAGAUAAACUGGCUAUUAUGCGUGGUCAUUUUCAACCAGGUAGUAUAAUUAUCAUUACAACAAGAGAUAAGUCUAUACUCAAAUUGGAUGAGAUUAAUGAAAUAUAUACGCCACUAGCACUGGAUUACCAUGAGUCAAUUCAGCUCUUGAGUUGGCAUGCAUUUGGGAAAGACGAACCUAAGGAAAAUUAUGUAGAGUUAUCAAAGGAAGUAAUAUAUUAUGCUAGGGGGCUUCCACUGACACUCAAAGUUUUAGGUUCUUUUUUGUCCGACAUGAGCACAACUGAAUGGAAAGAUGCAUUGAA
Molecule: messenger RNA, 1417 nt
Organism: Quercus robur (English oak)
Lineage: Eukaryota; Viridiplantae; Streptophyta; Magnoliopsida; Fagales; Fagaceae
Product: disease resistance protein RPV1-like
Exons: 2
Coding region: 144-1106 (320 amino acids)
Biological process (GO): defense response; signal transduction
Molecular function (GO): ADP binding
Source: RefSeq, a predicted model, not a curated record